AAAAAACAAAAACUAUAAUAGUUUUGUUAUUUUACCCGCUCUUGUCUAUAUUUUCCGAAGAAGCAAUUAAAAACUUCACUGCCAUAUAAAAAUAAAUAAUUUGAUAUCGAAUAUUGUUAAAGAAUUAUCUCGUAUAUAUCUAAUAGAAACGAAUACCGACUUCCCUUUUGUGGGACACAUCAUCGCUUUUUGUGUUUAUGUGUUGAUCGCUUAAGUUCCUACAAACAGGUCGGGGUGGAGAAGACGGCGGAAGUUAAAAAUUUCUAAUUAUUUUGUGCAGGUACACACGACGACAAAAAAGAUGACUUCAACAAAACCACGGAAACAACCGACUGCAAUAUCUCGUAUGAAGCAAGAUUAUAUGCGAUUAAAGCGUGAUCCUUUGCCGUAUAUAACAGCAGAGCCCUUACCCAAUAACAUUCUCGAGUGGCAUUAUGUGGUAAAAGGCCCAGCAAACACACCUUACUAUGGAGGUUACUACCAUGGAACCUUGCUUUUUCCUCGAGAAUUUCCUUUUAAGCCUCCUUCAAUUUAUAUGUUGACACCAAAUGGCCGAUUUAAGACUAAUACACGCCUUUGCCUUAGCAUAUCAGACUUUCAUCCUGAUACUUGGAAUCCAACUUGGUGCGUCGGUACUAUCUUGACUGGCUUGCUAAGCUUUAUGCUUGAAAGUACACCAACCCUAGGUUCAAUCGAAACAACGAUUUAUGAGAAACAAAGGUAUGCUAGAAAGUCUUUGGAAUACAAUUUAAAGGACCCAAUCUUCUGUGAGUUGUUCCCCGAAGUAUGUGAAGAAAUUAAAAAGCUAUUGGAGGACGAAAAGCAAAAGUUAGCUAUGCUUAAAGGAAAAUCUCACUCUGCAAGUUUAGAUGAUAAAACGAAAAAUUUUAAAACUAAUUGCGCCAAUGAAGCUAAUGAUGCGCUACAAGGAAAGUCAGAUGACAGUAAAAAACGAAAGCCAAAAAUUAAUUGGCCCGGUAUAUAUUCAAAUCUGGUCAUUGGUAUAAGUUUUUCCAUAUUUGCUUUGGUAGUGAAUUAUGUGAUUAAGAAUCUAAAUCAGGAAUAAAGUUUAACCAAGACAUGUUAGAAUAGCCGCUAAACACCUGCCCAUUGGUAACAGUUUGCACUAAUUAAUGUAUGUAUAUGUAAAUAAAAAAAAAAAACCUAAACACGGCUUAAUGUUACGAUCCAGUCAUAGCUGUACUAUAAUUUGCUGAUCUCUGAAAAGAGAAAUGGAAUAGAGUUUUUAAUUAGAUUAAGAGGCAACCUUUUAAAGACUUAAAUAAAAGUGUUGUUUCGGACCUAAUCGAUUGACUAUAGCACUUUUGAUGCAGUAUCCACAUGUAUAUACAUAUCGUUUUGACUCGUGCUGACAGAGUUCAAUAUUAUUUGGGAAUUAAUAGUUCAAACAAGUCAAAUAGGUGUUAAAGCGAGUUAAACUAAAUGUUAUAAUUUA
This is a messenger RNA of Ceratitis capitata (Mediterranean fruit fly), 1456 nucleotides long. Its product is annotated as ubiquitin-conjugating enzyme E2 J2-like. NCBI's taxonomy places the organism in Eukaryota, Metazoa, Arthropoda, Insecta, Diptera, Tephritidae. The record is from RefSeq and is a predicted model, not a curated record. Bases 302 to 1066 code for a protein of 254 amino acids. The transcript has 4 exons.